This is a messenger RNA of Sceloporus undulatus (fence lizard), 1699 nucleotides long. It is a transcript of the gene CD24, whose product is annotated as CD24 molecule. The transcript has 2 exons. Gene Ontology annotation, biological process: cell adhesion. NCBI's taxonomy places the organism in Eukaryota, Metazoa, Chordata, Lepidosauria, Squamata, Phrynosomatidae. The coding region runs from base 99 to 341 and encodes 80 amino acids. The record is from RefSeq and is a predicted model, not a curated record.
CCCCGGGGGCGGAGGAGCCAAGGGAGGCACCCCAUAAAAGCCCUCGCCCGCCUCUCCUCCUCCAGGCACCAGCAGCACCAGCACCAGCACCACUGGAGAUGGGGAGGGCGCUGGACGGGCGGCUGGGCAUGGGGCUGCUGCUCCUGCUGCUGCUGGCACUCCUCUUGCCCGCCCAGGUGGUGAAAAUGGAACAACUGUAUCCCCCCCCAAACAGUACUUCAAGUGUGACUUCUGUGCCACUUAGCACGCUGAACAUUACCACACCAGCGGGACAUGGAAACUCCCUUCAAUCAGCUACUGGCCUCUUCAUUCUUGCCAUCUUUCUUCUAUAUGUUUGUUAAGAUAUCCUGGCUGGGAAACAACCACUGUUCACUACCAAGUUCCCUGAACCAUCUGAAAUGUCUAGACUCCAUAUCCCAGCAUGAGAGAAAACCACAGAAUGUUUGCACCAAGCCAGUACAGUUUAUGCAACUGUUCAGUUACUGGUACCAGUCUGACCAAGCCAACUUUCCCUGAAAAUCAAUUUGACCAUGAAGAGCCAGGAGGCAAUAACUGAGCUCCAGUAGUCAGUGGUUGGAUCUGGAUGAAAAAUACAAAUUGACUGGCCAUGGAUAAUGACUACCAUGAAUAAUAUAGGAGAGAGUUUAUGAAGCUAUGCAAAAUAAGGACUUCUAAUCUGAAAGAAAAUGAAGCUUGGCCUCGAAGCUUCUAAAACCUCUAGAAAAUGCAAAGGGUGCUGAAGUGGUUUCUUCUCUGUUCCAUAUAGGAGGAUGUAUCCAGCAGAAAUAGUUCCAUCCACAAUUUCACUUCGGGAUUUCCAACAAGCUUUAACUGAACAAUUCCACCUUCUUUCAUUUUAAUGUGUGGCUGUUCUUAACUAAGCCUGUGUAGUUUAAACCCUAUUGGAAAUCUUACUUCUUCUGUGGUAUUUCAGAUUUUCUAUUUUAUUAAAACUACAAGUGAACCAGGCGUGCAAGCAACAACAACAACAAAAGUUUUUGGAAACCCUUGUGAUCAGUUUCAAAUGGCCUAUAAUAAAACAGAACAAGGUCAGAUGUUCACCACUACACUUUUACUGUGAUGCCUUCAUAUUUAUGACAGCCUCUUCCUAAAAUAAAGUCUCAGAAGUAAUUUCCAAAUGUUACUCCUGACCUGGUACAAUUUCUAUGCUAUUUUUCUUUUAUUAUUGAAGUAGAUCACACUCAGCCAGGCUAUGUUAUCAAACAAAAAUAAUGAAGUGGUUAAGUCUUACAUUUAAGAAUCUUAAAAGUACAUAUCUCUUAGAGGAUGAAAAUGACACACUUGCACUCACAGUUCCUGUAUAAAAUGUUCUAUAUAAUUUGGACUAAAACUGGCGCUAUGAUAUAGAUUCAUUGAUCUAAAUGCUUGGAUUUUCAGAAAUAUGGAGAGGUUUGUUCAUGGUAUGAUGUCCAUAGAAAGGCUUGUCUGGUUACUAUGUGACUGUAGCUUUAAACAAACCUACCCCAUCCUUUGACCUGGUUGGGUACCAAAGAUCUAACAUCUGCAUUGGAUUGUCAAGUACUUGUAUGGUGAUGUCCAUAAAAUACCAUGCUGGGGGUAUGUGUGCAUUCCUUCUUCUCUCUUUUGUAUCAAGUACCCUGUUUGAUUUUGUGACUAUAUGUGAUUAUUCUUUCAUUUUAAAUUGGGCAAAAUGUAAAUAAAAAAAUCUGGUUUAAAA